Messenger RNA from Mya arenaria, 5181 nucleotides. RefSeq lists its product as uncharacterized. The transcript is spliced from 39 exons. Lineage: Eukaryota; Metazoa; Mollusca; Bivalvia; Myida; Myidae. Gene Ontology annotation, molecular function: chitin binding. The record is from RefSeq and is a predicted model, not a curated record. Gene Ontology annotation, cellular component: extracellular region. The coding region runs from base 232 to 3861 and encodes 1209 amino acids.
UACAAAAUGACGUUAGUGGAAGUUAUGAUACCAGCUGAAUUUUAAUUUAUACAGCUUUUAUCAGGAAGAUUGAAAAUACAUUUAAAAAUAAUAAAUUGUAUUUCGUCGGAACUCCAAAUCAGAAACAUUAUUUAUCAUUUUGUGUUUAUUUAAGGAUAUCUGCUUAUACAGGGAUACUUAUUAGAGUUUUAAAAGGAAACGAAUAACAAAAGGAUACUAAUUGAUAGACAAAUGGCGUCGUUUCGGGGCUUUCUGGCGCUGGUGGCGAGCGUUGCCUGCUGCUGUUACCAAGUUAAAGCAGCAGAAAACUACGAGGAGUCUAUUAAUUGGGAGGUCCCCGCGGAGACGGCGGAGCACACAAAUGCCAUAGCAACAUUCCUGGGAUUCCAGUGUCCAAAAGGUCACCGGUGCCUACCAGUGUUGGAAUGCCUGCCAUGUGAUUAUGGGACGUACAAGGAGAGUGAGGGAUCGGACCUGUGUUCCCUCUGUCCAGCUGGCUGUACCACACUGAGACGUGGGGCGGAGAGCUGGCGAGAGUGCGUCCCCAAGUGUCCUCCAGGCUACGAGGAAUCCUCGGAUGGGAAGACCUGCAUUAAGUGUCAUCCCGGCUACUACAAGUCGGGCUGGAGAAACGUCGCUUGUAGUGCCUGUCCCCCUCUGGCCGCGUACCCACCAGAUGAAAUUGGACUUGUGCGGGAAAGCCAGUGUUACGCGCAUGGCACAUUGGCACCAAGUACAUCCCUAGAACCCGAAGAACCGGUUGAUGGCUGUAAUGUUGGAGAUGUCUGUACCUUCGAAGAGUAUGAUGAAGUACGUUUACGGCUGCGGUACGGCACAGAUUGUCGACAGUUUUGUCAUUGUGCACACAGCGAAACCAUUGAGGACGGCAGCGUCUUGUACUACUGGGAGGUUCAGCAGUGCCCAGACGGCACACAGUUCAAGGAUGACGGUGUGAAUGCUCCUGGGUGUUUCCAUGAGUGGCAUGUACAGUGUCCUGACGGGAUGGAUACGUCUACUCCGCACCCAGGUUCGACAGAAAGGAUAUCAGGAUAUCCGUCGACCCCCACAACGGCAAGUGUAACUGAAUAUCCACAUACAACGUGCGUAGAAUAUGCCCCAUGCUCACAAUAUGAGCACGAUCAUGUUCGUCUGCGAAUGCUACCGGACUCCAACUGUACGGCGUUCUGUCAGUGCGCCACGGCUGAAACCAUAGGUUUUGGCGCCGUUUCUUACCAGUGGGUGCGGCAAGAGUGUCCCCGAGGCCUAGCAUGGGACGAAGGGUACCGUGUGUGUAUACACAAACACAUGGCUAACUGUGAAUGGGGAGGGUAUGAAACAUCGACGCUUUCAUCACCAGCCCCGCCUGAAGAUCCAGAUUCGAUUGGAUGCAACAUUGGAGACACGUGCUCACAAGAAGAACACGACGACGUGCGCCUAAAACUUCUUCACAAUAGUGACUGUGAACAGUUCUGCCACUGCGCUCCGGCGACCACGAACGGUGAUGCAAGUACGGAGUACUACUGGGUGGUGCAAACAUGUCCACAGGGAACAGCGUUUUCUGACGCUUAUGGAUUUGGGGGUUGUUUUCAUGCCAUGAACGUUGUCUGUGCUGACGGAAACUACACAAUGCAAACCACAGACUCCCCGCAAACUGGUCCCACGAUGACUCCUCACGUGCCAACCGGUGCACCUGAAAUAUGCUCAGAAGGAGCCCCAUGCUCACAAUACGAACACGAUGUAACAAGACUACUAGCACUUCCGGGAACCAACUGCACGGCUUUCUGUCAGUGCGCCCCAGCCAACACGGAUGAGCAGAGCGUGGUCACAUACAAAUGGUUGCGACAAGAGUGCCCACAAGGCCUUGCUUGGGAUUCAGACUACCGUGUGUGCAUCAAUGAACGCCGUGCUUCGUGCGAACUAAAUGGGUAUGAAACAUCGACGCUUUCAUCACCAGCCCCGCCUGAAGAUCCAGAUUCGAUUGGAUGCAACAUUGGAGACACGUGCUCACAAGAAGAACACGACGACGUGCGCCUAAAACUUCUUCACAAUAGUGACUGUGAACAGUUCUGUCACUGCGCUCCGGCGACCACGAACAGUGAUGCAAGUACGGAGUACUACUGGGUGGUGCAAACAUGUCCACAGGGAACAGCAUUUUCUGACGCUUAUGGAUUUGGGGGUUGUUUUCAUGCCAUGGACGUCGUCUGUGCUGACGGAAACUACACAAUGCAAACCACAGACUCCCCGCAAACUGGUCCCACGAUGACUCCUCACGUGCCAACCGGUGCACCUGAAAUAUGCUCAGAAGGAGCCCCAUGCUCACAAUACGAACACGAUGUAACAAGACUACUAGCACUUCCGGGAACCAACUGCACGGCUUUCUGUCAGUGCGCCCCAGCCAACAUGGAUGAGCAGAGCGUGAUCACAUACCAAUGGGUGCGACAAGAGUGCCCACCAAGCCUUGCUUGGGAUUCAGUCUACCGUGUGUGCAUCAAUGAACGAAGGGCUUCGUGCGAACUAGAUGACUUGGGAACAUCUGAGACACCACUCACUUCAAACGGAACAUCUAGAUCGACAGAAGGUACAUGCGGUCACUAUCUGAACGGCUUGGAAGGCAUAAUAGAACAUCCUUCUCCUUUCGGUAACCGGACGUACGGUAACCAGGAAGCAUGUACUUGGGACAUCGAAGUAUCAUCUGGAAGCGUUAUCAGUCUGACAUUUUGGGUGUUCGAUGUAGAGCCGGUAACAAAUUGUACCCACGAUAAUGUUACCUUGAUGGAAAAUGGCAUAGUUUCUGAAACGCUCUGCAAUAUAACCAUUCCUUACACAUACACGUCUACGACAAACAGAUUAACAGUGAAAUUUGCUUCCGAUCCAAGUGUACAAGGGAUUGGAUUCCAAGCAAACUGGUCGGAAAUCGCAAACCCGACGUCAACGGAAACUCCUGUCUCGACUGAACGACCAGCCGAUUACAUAGAGUGUGGAGUGUAUCCCGCGGACAUAGUUAUUGUCAUCGACGGAUCAGGCUCGAUUUCGCCAAACGACUUCCAAACUCAGUUGCAAUUCGUUUCACGCAUUGUCGAGGAACAUGACGUCACAUCUGCUAACGCACGUGCAAGAAUCGGUGUUGUCACUUUUAGUGAUGUCGUGACUGACUACAUUCGACUGAAUGACUACAUUGAUGACAAAGAUGGUCUUAUGGCCAGAAUUCUGUCAAUUCCGCAACGAGGUGGUACUACUAAUACAGGAGGGGCACUAAGGUUUGUGCGUGAAGUUAUUCUGCAAGAGGGGAACGGUGCUCGACAAUUUGCUCAGAAUAUAGUAUUUGUAAUUACUGAUGGUGUGUCCACCAACGCUGCUGAUACUGCUGCUGAAGCCAGCAAUCUAAAGACAGUUUCAUCGAAGGUAUUCGCUAUUGCCGUUGGAGAUUUCAGCGUAGACGAAUUGUACCAUAUUGCAUCUAAUGACGACUAUGUGAAACAAGUUCAAAGCUUCGACGCUCUCUCAAGUAUUUCCAACGAGCUGAAACGGGAAUCGUGUGCUGAUAUUACAGCCGGAUGUAUCGAAGGAGGUUUAUGCACCCAAUAUGAACAUGACGAGAUACGCCAUCGACUUCUAUUCGGCACCGAUUGCUCCACCUACUGUCACUGCGCAACUAAGACGACCAACAAUGACGGGAGUGUGGAGUACUACUGGGCAAGAGUCAACUGUCCCGGUGGAACGCUGUUUAACGAAUCCACCACCCUUAGUGAACGUAUCUGUAUCCAUAGCCAGGAUGUAACAUGUACAGACGGUUGGUUGUAUGAAGUUGAGGACACUACACCAUUUCAAAACAUUACCUCGACAACUCAACGAGCCCCAUAAGCGCCACUACAGACUGAAGUUAGAAAGGACACGGACAGUUUUGAAAAAUAAAUCCAUUAGUCCGAAUUGGACGAAAUAAAAUGUUAUGAGGUUAUCAAAGAGGGUAGUUUAACAAUACCUAACGUCAUGUGUACUAAAACCACUAAGGUAAAAUCACCUGACCCCCCCCACACCAUUACUACAGAUUGGAUUAAUUUCGCGAGGUCAUUUUGAGGGGUUUCGGUCUAAUUAGGUUUAAAAUUUGCAACGCCAUUAAAUUAUCAUCAGCCAACAUGGGUUAGCUAUUUAACACCCUGCUGUAUUAUCUCUACCUGGUCUAUUCGCACAAUAACGCGAAAUAAUCCCUGGCGAAAAUGACCCAAUCUGUUGAAAUUAUAAAAAGUUUUAUUUGUAUUUACUUCUUUUGUUGGUGAAUAUGCGAACUUCGUUAUAUUGUUUUAAAAUAACUUGUUUUUACUGUACACGUCACAUUUGCCACAUGUUUCUUUGGAUUAAUAUGGACGAGUGACUCCCUGUGAUAUUGAUGUGACCAUGUCAAUUUGUCGAAUGUCUUUCAUAAUAAAAUGUCUGUGCGAUAUUUGUGUGUUAUGUGCGAUUAAUAUUACUUGGUAAUUUGUGAUUGCUGUGUUCAUAUGAAUUUCAAAAUGUUUUAGUGUAAUUUCGCUGUUUGCCUUUCUAUGAUUAUGAAGAAAUGGUUUUGCUAAAGGCUGUGAUACAUAUUGUGAUAUUGUUGUUAAUAUCUGCUUUAUCAUUCAAUUGUGUGAUGAAUGUUACAAUAUGGUUGCUACAAUGUCCCACAGCUGUCUGGCUCAUGCCUUACAUAGGACAUUAAGCUACAUCGAUUGUUUGCAUUGUUGUCGUUCACGCACUUGUUUUUGUUUAUCGGUGAGGGAAAACUCGAUUAAAUUCCCGUAAAUAAUGAUCAUUUGAAUUCUGCAUUACCGUAACAUUAAGGAAGAUACAAUUAAGUUCGAAAGACAGCGAUUAUGAAAAAUAACCAUUUUGAGAAAAAGAUUAAAUUAGGACGCUUAAGUUUGAUUCUAAAAGAUCACAAUUAAGUUUUUUUGUGUUAAUUGCCUGAUGCUAUAUGUUAAAUAUGUCAUUAUUUUCAAUUUCUUUUCAGGUCAUUUCACUGAUAAUACUAAAUAAAAGCAUUAAUAUUUCGAUGAAAAACUACAGAAACAAGCCAUUGUUUAAAGUUUUAACAUUUCAUUCUUCUUAUCUGAUAUUUAGUACUUUGUUUAAUGAUAUAUUCUGUGUACCACACACUUUCUGGAAAAUAAGUUGAUGUAAUUUCUUGACUAUUAAAAAUUGUCUUUU